AUGUUACACUUGACGACUCUGCAAGUUCCUCGUUGGUUAGGCUUCGAGCGUAACAUUCAGUGCUUGCAUUUACACGGCUUUUGCGACGCUUCAUCUAAAGCCUAUGCAGCGGUAGUCUAUUCAAAAAUUGUCACGAAUUCUGGCGAUAGUCAUGUUCGACUUCUCCUAUCAAAAACCAAGGUUGCUCCGAUUAAAACGAUUUCGAUUCCACGACUCGAGCUCUGUGCGGCUCAGCUGCUAGCACGCUGUAUUUCGUUUACUAUUGACGCGAUGAAAUUGCAAAACAUUCCUGUGUUUUGCUGGAGUGACUCGACAAUCGUAUUAGCAUGGUUGCAAAAGGCUCCAUCAGAUUUAAAAGUAUUUGUAGCUAACAGAGUGUCUUCUAUUCAAACGAAGCUUUCUACGGCGACAUGGCUGCAUGUGCCAACAGAAGAUAAUCCCGCAGAUUGCGCAUCGCGCGGCAUAAAUCCAGCUCAGCUAACGCCUUCCAGUUCUUGGUGGAACGGCCCGGCAUGGCUGAAAUUUAACGAGGAUAAUUGGCCAGUUCAAUCUACGAUAAGUUGCACCGAAGAUGAUUCCGAAUUGAAAGCGUCAAAUGCAGUCCACUCGCAUCAUUCAAAUCGAGCGGAACUUUUUGAAUCCUUCAAUCAUAUCUCCACGUGGCCACGCUUACUACGGGUCACCGCAUACGUCCUUCGGUUCAAGUUUCGAACGAAAGUCCCAGAUGUUGCUCAAGGUCUCUCUAUUUUGCAAGUCGAUGAAAUAAAAACCGCGCACAGAUUCUGGAUUAAACAGAUGCAAACGGAAUACUUUUCAAAAGAAAUCGUCGCUUUCAAAGCCAAGUCGAGAUGGGAACUUGCGAGAAUCAUCGAAUGUAAGCCUGACAAGGAUGGCCUGGUGCGAGUUGCUCAGGUCAAGACCGCGUCUUCUACUUUUGUAAGACCUAUUGUUAAACUCUGUAAAUUGCCGGUAAGUCCGGACGGUUCAGCGUAA
Nylanderia fulva is the source of this 993-nucleotide messenger RNA. NCBI's taxonomy places the organism in Eukaryota, Metazoa, Arthropoda, Insecta, Hymenoptera, Formicidae. The record is from RefSeq and is a predicted model, not a curated record.